Messenger RNA from Mizuhopecten yessoensis (Yesso scallop), 2464 nucleotides. Its product is annotated as chromatin complexes subunit BAP18-like. NCBI's taxonomy places the organism in Eukaryota, Metazoa, Mollusca, Bivalvia, Pectinida, Pectinidae. The coding region runs from base 106 to 603 and encodes 165 amino acids. The transcript has 6 exons. Gene Ontology annotation, cellular component: NURF complex; MLL1 complex. The record is from RefSeq and is a predicted model, not a curated record.
UUCCGUUGUAAACUUUCCUAUUUCCGGUGUUUCCCGGCUGAGAAGAAAGAACAAUUUUCUGCGCGCUUUCCACCAUUAUUUUGUUUUUGCUUGCUUUGCAGGAUCAUGAGUUCUGCAAGCAAGGUUGGUGAGAUAUUCACUGCUGCUGGGGCGGCCUUCAGUAAGCUUGGAGACCUUACCAUGCAGCUACACCCAACAGCAGAGCCCAGCCCUUCAAGUGGGAAGUGGACACAACAAGAAAUUGAUCUGUUGAGAAACACUGUAAAAAGAUUUGGUGAUGACUUGGACAAAUUAAGUGACGUAAUUAAGUCGAGGACAAUCACCCAGAUUCGAACACAAAUGAAGCGGAAGUCGUUUGAGGAUGCAGGUCUGCCCCAGCCCACAGACUCCCCAAAGAAGGUGGUAAUGGAGAAAAAACUUGUUGCCGUGGCUGCUGCUCCUACUACUGCUGCUGUGGGCGGGGAACCACAAGCAAAGAAACAGAAGAAUGAUGUGACACUCAGUGCGUUGAACGCUCCUGAAAGUGAUGUUGACAUUGAAGGUGAUUCCUCAUCCUCUAAAAAAUUAGAGUUUGACUCAGAUGUUGAUUCCAGUAUGCUGUGACUAAAGAUACAAGGUUUCAUCAAUGCUAUAACUUGCUUGUUAAAAGACUUUGUAAAGCAGUCUUCAGCUGACUAGUCGUCUCAAAGUCCAAUUUUCCUUCUCAUGUGUAAUAUCACGGAAUUAGAUUAGACUUCCUUAGUCCGUGGUAAUAUGUGUAUGGACAAAAAAACACUGUUGAGAAAAUCUUAUUUUUUUUACCUCAAAGAUUUUUAUCACAAUCGUCAUAACCACCGAUGUUGUCACAUUUAUCCAUUUUUUUGGAAAAUGUGUGUGUGUGUGUUUGUGUGUGUGAAGCUGUGUGUAUAUGUAUGACUUUAUGUGUGGUUUAAGAGAGUAAAUAUUGCUUGAUUACUUCUGAGGUCAUUUAUUAAAACCAAGAUCUUAUAAUGUCAGAGAGAAAAUAAAUAAUUUUUGAUUACCCCCCUUUCAUUUCACAUACUUUUCAAAAAAGAUGUUUAUCAAAUAUGAUAUGGAAUAUUAGAAAUACAAAGACUGUUAUAGCUAUAAAAAUUGUUUGAUAUCAUAAUGUUAUUAUCCUUCAACUUAUGUAUGAAGUAGAUAUGAUGCUGAAUGAAUUCGGAUGAUUUUUACAUUAAAAAAAAUUGUGAAAAUACAUGCAUACAUUUUACUCAUAUCUAAUUGUCAUUAGUCAUUAAGGUAUUUUGUAACCAAUUAAAAUGGCUGAAAAUUUCCCAGAUGGCUGUGUGAAAGAAUUUUUAUAAAAUUGGCAAAACAAAUGCCCUGUAAGAAGCUAAGGGAGGUAACUCCAUUGACUUGUGGGUGUACAAGGGAAGAGAGAUGAUCCUAGAGAGAGUGUGUAUAUAACAAGUUUUAUGUUGGUAGGCAGCAUCGAUACAAGGCAUUGCAUUGUAAAUUGUUUGUGUACAUAAUGUGUAGCUUUAAAGUUUUUACUGUAAGUUCAAUUUUAUAUUUAAAUGUUUUAGUAACAGCAGUCUUCAUCUUGUUCAUUGUAAAAAAGCAUUCUCAUUUCUUUUUGUAAAUAUGUAGUAUAAUUAUCAUUGUUGAUAUAAGUCCACUUCGGUAUAAACCAUGAUGUGUUCCGUGCCACAGAGGUCUGUCAUAAUGUGUGAAUUUUAAGAAAUUGGCCAUUUUCUAACUGCUGUAUAUAUUCACAAUUUAGAGGGAUAAAUUUCAUUGUUAAAAUAUACAUACAACAUGUAUUGAUUUUUUAGGACUUUAUGUCCCGGACCAUAACUGAUUCAGAAAAUCAUGUUCCUGAUGUAAUUCGUAAGAGCACAUUUGAUACAUUGUUGGGCGGAUAAGAAGAAUUAAAAUAGGUAUAUGUAACAUCUCAUCUAUUCAGACGUCGGCCUGACACAGAGUAGUAAUACCUCGACAUAAGGCUUGACGGAAAAUUCAAUUCUCAGAUUUGCUGUAAAACAAAACAAAAUUAUAGUGUUAUGUUCCUCGCUUUAUUUACCACCUCGUUUUCCCAAAAAAUAUUUGAAGGCUUUUUCUCUUCUUUUUUUUAACAAAGGAAGUUUCCCUCGAUGUAUUGCCAAACCCAUCUUUAACACCAAAAUUUCUCAAAUGGUGACCACAUACUAGAGAGCUCAUCUACAUGUUUAUGUAAGACAUUAGUAUCCCUCUCCCUGAGAAAGACGAACUAAAGAUUGGCUGUGUUAAACAUAUACCAGCAGUCAAUCAUCCAGUUAUUUGAUACCUGGUACCUCUAGUAGAAUUUUCUCAUCAAGGCCUUUACAAGAAUAUCCUAACCUCGAGAUUUUUCAAGUGGAUGGGGCAAGGUUGAUGAGGAUGACUUCUAGCAUGUCUUAAUUCCUUUUCUCUGUGAUUGUAAACAUGGUACUGUUCUUUAUAGUAACACAAUCUGCGUAUAAAA